AUGAGCGGCUACGAGAACGUGCUAGCCACGGUGACCCCCGCCCUCACCCUGCAGCUCAAGUACGGCUCCAAAGGCGUCACCGAGGGACAAGAGCUAAAGCCAAGCGAGGUCCAGCAUCAGCCCACCGUCGACUGGGACGCGGACGAGAAUGCGCUGUACACUCUGGCGAUGGUCGACCCUGACGCUCCCUCGAGAGACGACCCUAAGGACCGGGAGGUGUACGUGGACACGAACGUGGACGUGGUGGUGGUGAUCGUGGGUCUCACUCUGUGGUUGAGUACAGGCGCCAUUGGCUGCCGCAUCAAAGAAGGUGACCUCCUCACACCCUACCAAGGGGCUGCCCCUCCGCCUGGAUCAGGCGAACACCGUUACGUGCUGGUCUUGUUCAAGCAGCCCGAUCGCAUCGUCCCCGAGAAGAUGAGCAACGACACGGCGGGAAGGAAGAGCUUCAAGAUUGAGGCCUGGGCCAAGAAGAACUAUAUGCUACCCGCGCUGGCCGCCACGCACUUCAGAGCACAGCCCGAGGAGGGCCAACAAACCUCCUCUGCUGGAAAAUAA
This is a messenger RNA of Acanthamoeba castellanii str. Neff, 558 nucleotides long. RefSeq lists its product as uncharacterized. The transcript has 5 exons. Bases 1 to 558 code for a protein of 185 amino acids. Lineage: Eukaryota; Discosea; Longamoebia; Acanthamoebidae. The record is from RefSeq and is a predicted model, not a curated record.